Molecule: messenger RNA, 1029 nt
Organism: Talaromyces rugulosus
Lineage: Eukaryota; Fungi; Ascomycota; Eurotiomycetes; Eurotiales; Trichocomaceae
Exons: 2
Coding region: 1-1029 (342 amino acids)
Molecular function (GO): oxidoreductase activity
Source: RefSeq, a predicted model, not a curated record
AUGGCAACUCUCUACGCAAAAGACCAGCCGGCCGGCUUCAAGAACAACAUUGAAAAGGUGGCAAUUGUUGGUGCUGGCGGACAGGUUGGCAAAUUCAUCACUGAAGCCCUUCUUCAAAAAAGGCACUUCAAAAUCACGGCCCUCACUCGCCAAGAGAGCACAAGCGUCGUCCCAGAAGGGGUCGAAAUUAAGAAGGUCGACUACAACGAGCCAAGCACCCUUGUCGAGGCUCUCAAAGGCCAAGACGUCCUCAUUGUUACCCUGGCAGUAACUGUUACGGACGAAGCCGAGAAGCUGAACAAAGCGGCUGCUGAAGCAGGUGUCCCAUGGGUUCUGCCUAACGAAUUUGGCAGUGGAUCAAACAAUGAUGCAGUCAACCAGGACAUCAAGAUGGGAAUCCAGAAGCAGAACAUUCGUAAGCAGAUCGAGGAGCUCGGAACGAGCUCAUGGAUUGGCAUUGUGUCCGGUUUCUGGUAUGAGUACAGUCUUUCGGUCGGCUCGUGGUCCUAUGGAUUCGAUAUCAACAACCGCACCGUGACUUUUUUUGACGAUGGCACCCAGCAAAUCAAUACGAGCACCUGGCCACAAGUUGGCCGUGCUGUGGCGAACCUCUUGUCACUCAAAGUGCUCCCCGAGAACGAGAGCGACAAGAGGCCUUACCUUUCACAAUACAAAAACGAACUAGUUUACUUCUCGUCGUUUAAAGUCAACCAGCAGGAGAUGUUUGAGUCUUUACUGCGUGUAACAGGAACGAAGAAAGAUGACUGGAAAAUCAGCAACGAGUCCGUCAAGGCGCGUUUCGAAACGGGCAAGUCCAUGCUACAGUCAGGCGAUCGUCGUGGCUUCGGUUUAAUGUUGUAUUCGCGUUUUUUCUUCCCGGAUGCUCCUGGUAUCAAUCCCAGUAGCAGCAAUGCUGAUUUGGGACUGCCAGAGGAGAACCUCGACGAGUGGACAGGAGUGGCAGUCCAGAUGGCCAAGGAAAAUUACUUUGAGAAUGUUGUGGUACCUCGUACGACGGGACGUCGUUAG